Messenger RNA from Saccostrea echinata, 2089 nucleotides. RefSeq names its product translation factor Guf1, mitochondrial-like. Gene Ontology annotation, biological process: positive regulation of translation. Gene Ontology annotation, cellular component: mitochondrion. The record is from RefSeq and is a predicted model, not a curated record. The coding region runs from base 96 to 2075 and encodes 659 amino acids. The transcript has 18 exons. Gene Ontology annotation, molecular function: GTPase activity; GTP binding; mitochondrial ribosome binding. Lineage: Eukaryota; Metazoa; Mollusca; Bivalvia; Ostreida; Ostreidae.
UUGUUGAAUUGACUUCUGCGUAAGAGAUGUGUUGUGACAUUAUUUCUUUUACUAUAAAUACCAUUUGCCGGUAAUCUUACUGCUUUUAUAUAGACAUGUUUAAGCAUUGUCAAAAAUUAUUGAAAACAUCUAAUGCAUUGUUUAACUUGAAUUUCCUCCAAGUACAGUCACAAAGAUUACAUUCAAAAGGGGUCACAGUGGGCAUAUGGAGAUCAUACAGCACCAAAAGUAGAAAAUCUGAGAAUAUAUCUUUAAUUGAUUUUCCACCUGAGAGAAUAAGAAAUUUCUGCAUUAUUGCUCACAUUGACCAUGGAAAAAGUACCUUGGCAGAUAGGAUGCUGGAAAUCACAGGUGUGAUACCUGAGAACCAGAAGAAUGAGCAGGUAUUGGACAAACUACAGGUGGAGAGGGAGCGUGGAAUCACGGUCAAGGCUCAGUCAGCCAGUCUCUUUUAUGAUGUGGAAGGUCUCACCUACCUCCUCAAUCUUGUGGACACCCCAGGUCAUGUAGAUUUCAGCUACGAGGUUUCCAGAUCACUUUCUGCAUGCCAAGGAGUUAUUCUCUUAGUAGAUGCUAACCAGGGAGUGCAGGCUCAAACAGUGGCCAACAUGUACCUGGCAAUAGAAGCAGGACUAGAACUCAUACCAGUAUUAAACAAAAUAGACUUAAAGGGAGCUAACCCAGAGGUGGUUUCUAAACAAAUUCAAAAUCUUUAUCCUGUCACUGAUGAGGAAAUUCUAAAGAUUUCAGCAAAAUUGGGAAUUGGCGUGGCUGAAGUUUUAGAAGCUGUGAUAAAGAGAAUACCCCCCCCACCAGCUGAUCAGAAAAAGCCCUUUAAGGCUUUAGUGUAUGACUCUUGGUUUGAUAAGUUUAAAGGAAUUAUAUGUAAUGUAGCAGUCAAGGAUGGAGUUGUUAUGAAAGGUGAUAAAGUAACAUUCCAUCAUGCUCAGAAAAGCUUUGACAUUCAGGAAGUUGGAAUUCUUCAUCCAGAGCAAACUCCUACAAAUAUACUGUUAGCAGGACAGGCCGGUUAUGUGAUUGCCAAUGUAAAAAGUAGCACAGGAACACUUGUUGGUGACACAAUGUAUCAUAAAUCCACUCCUGUAGAUCCACUCCCAGGUUUCAGGCCAGCUAAACCUAUGGUAUUUGCAGGAAUUUAUCCAAUAGAUCAGUCACAAUACAUAAAGUUACGGGAAUCCAUCACUAAGCUCACAUUUAAUGAUUCCAGUGUCAGUGUGGCCCAGGACUCUAGUGCUGCCCUUGGGGUGGGAUGGCGCCUUGGGUUUUUAGGCCUCCUUCAUAUGGAUGUGUUCAAAAUGAGGCUGGAACAGGAGUUUGAUGCUAGUGUUAUAAUAACAGCUCCAAAUAUACCUUACAAAGUUCGUAUAAUAGGUGCUAAAAAUAUAAAGAAAUAUAAAGGUGAAGAAGUUGUGGUCCUCAAUCCAUGCAAGCUUCCAGAUCAAACAAUUAUUUCUCAGUACUUUGAACCAAUGGUGCGAGCCACUAUAGUUUAUCCUGAUGUUUACAUUGGAGAAGUCCAGGCAUUAAUAUCGGACAGAAGAGGUCGGACAGAAGACCAGACUUAUUUAGACAAUUCUCGAGUCAUGCUCAAAGUUAUAUUUCCUCUUAAUGAGAUUCUCAUUAACUUCUUUGAUGAAUUAAAGUCUGUAACAAAAGGAUAUGCUAGUUUUGAUUAUGAGGACUAUGGGUAUGAAGAAACUAAUUUGAGCAAGGUUAGUUUUAAUAUUAACAAUGUUGACGUAGAAGAGAUGACCCUCCUGUGCCAUUCCUCUAAUGCCCAAAAAAUGUGUCGGAAAAUCUGCGCUCGUCUACAGGAAGCAGUUCCUAGGCAACAAUAUAAAGUUCAGAUCAAAGGUCAAGUGAACAAUAAGCAUAUCUGUACUGAAGUGGUGAACCCAUAUAGAAAGGAUGUUACUGCAAAAUUGUAUGGAGGUGAUGUGACAAGGAGAAAUAAACUGCUAGCUAAACAGGCCGAGGGCAAAAAGAAGCUGAGGAGUCUGGGAAACAUACAAGUGCCAAAAGAUGUAUUUAUCAAGGUUCUAACACAAAAAUAAACUGUUCAUAUUUG